Messenger RNA from Hypoxylon trugodes, 2268 nucleotides. RefSeq lists its product as uncharacterized. Gene Ontology annotation, biological process: regulation of DNA-templated transcription. The transcript has 6 exons. Bases 1 to 2268 code for a protein of 755 amino acids. The record is from RefSeq and is a predicted model, not a curated record. NCBI's taxonomy places the organism in Eukaryota, Fungi, Ascomycota, Sordariomycetes, Xylariales, Hypoxylaceae. Gene Ontology annotation, molecular function: zinc ion binding; DNA-binding transcription factor activity, RNA polymerase II-specific.
AUGGAUCGGUCCGUAUCGAUAGCUCCCAACAAUGGAGCGCCGCCGAAAGACUAUGGACCUCGGGCUCCCUUGUACCCAGUCGCAACCGCCAAACGGAGAGCGCACCGGGCUUCCCAGGCUUGCGAUAGCUGCAGGGAGCUGAAAGCGAAAUGCAACGAGGGACGACCAUGCGAGAAUUGUCAAGACAGAGGGGUGGAAUGCCAUUAUCAAGAUCUGCUAGAAAAGCCAAAGGAUAGGACUAUUCUCGAUGCGAUAAAGUCUUUGGAGGCAAGGUUAACAGAGACCUUUCAAGCAGAACUGAAAAAAAUAAUAUUGGCCCCUCCCGUGAGAGACCAAUGCCCCAAAGACGUGGCUACAGCCUCGCUAGAGGGGCUGCCAACACGACACGAAAAGCCUGACUUCGAGGCACCCCUUUCUGUCGAGCAGACCCGAGGAGCUAUACCGGAAAACAUUCACGCGGUCUUGGAAUCGCGGUCUGUCCGUAAAUUGAUGCAGGAUUCGUCCUCCCAGGUCGGGUACGGGAGCGUACUACCAGGGAGGGACACCGAUGAAGCAAUUCGACCGUCAGUUGCUGCUUCCCCUAUCGACGGAUGGAGCCAAGCUUCUACUUUGACGCCGCCACCUUCCAACGAUUGGCACGGGGGCAAUCUGAAUGCUAAACAGAAUCCUCGGUGGAAUCCAGAGACGGUAGAAAGAUACGUACAGAGUUUCAAGCACAACGUCCUCGACGUCUAUCCCUUUAUCGACCCAAUAGAGCUUGAUGACAUGAUCUCUGCAUUUCUGCGCACCGAAAUUUGCGCUGCCUCCCCGUUUGAGGCUCGAACGGCGGGGCAAAAGAGAAAGCGAUCAUUCGUGGCGGAACGAUAUUCUCCAAUUCCAAAUCACGGGCGUCUCUUGCAGACCGAAGAAUACGCUCUUUGUUUACUCGUCCUAGCUCUUGGUCAACUCUGUAUUCGCCGAGACGAGAUUUCCGACGCUGCUGAGGACUCUAAAGCGCGAUCUCGUAACCAUUUUCGGCCGUCACCCAACUCGCCGACUUCGCCAGAAGAGGACAGAAACGGGGGCACACAUGCAAGAGCAAGCCGACGGUCUUCUUUACCAAGUGCUGUUCUUAUGCGCGCGAGUCCAUAUCCGUAUUCAGGGGUGCCCAACCAAGGUGGGAUGUCCAACUUGGACUAUUUUACGCUUGCGAUGGGCACUGGCCAGAUGAGUCGUUUCUGUCAGUGCCAGCACGUAUGCAAUCAUGUCUCUAUCCAUCUUCUGGUCGGUUUCUACUACGCUAGUCUAGGGCGCCUUCCGGAGAGCUGGUCCUACAUUUCUCUAGCAAGCCAGAGAAUACAAGCUAUCGUCCCAUGCACACUUGAUCGAAUACUUCGCUACCAAAUAGGUAGUUCAUAUGCCGGGGAGUCGACCAAGGAUAACCAGCUCAUCCUUGAUUUUUGGAUAUGUCUGGGACUAGAGGGUGAUAUUCUCGUUACAUUGCCUAUGCCUCCGUCAGGCCUCCGACAGCACGAAGCACAGAUGCCGUAUCCAAACCUAAAACUUGCCACGAGUCGAGGCGUUCCCAGGCAUGCCAUAGAAUCUUACAUAGCUCAGCUAUACCUUCGGAAACAGCUGGCCCUCGUACACGAUUCAUUCAAACAUACCAAAUUCACGAGCCGAGAAGACGCCAUUAAGGUGCUGCAAGGGGCACUCAAGGAUACGAGAGAUACGAAACAAACAUGGGUGCCCCAAGGCUCGCGAUGGAAAGACGGCGACCCUCCGACGAAGGAUGCACCAUCCGCAAGGCUUCGUGCAAUGUACUGGAUAACACAAAUCGUUCUAUACAUCCCCUUUCUCAGAGUCGUGCUCGAAAGUGAGGCCGUUCCUGCGAAUCUCUACCCGGUGCCGCCACCAGUUGAUACCUGGAUCGGCCCCGACGUAGACGAUGUCAAAAUCAAGCAGGACACCAGGACGAUAUCGUAUGCCAAGCUAGCCAUCGAGGCUUUGGUCGAGAACACGCGGGCAUUUCACGGGAUUGAUCGAUCACACUUGGUGAUACUAAACUUGCUAAACAUGGCUCAUACCCAAUGCAAGAAUCUUCUGAUUCUAGCCGCCUGCUCCUACGACCCCAUCCUCUCCGAGUUCAUCGACCGUGAGACCUUGCGCACUCUAUUCGAUUGGACUAUAUCCUUGAUCCAGAUGAUUCCUUAUCCGAGCAGCGAACUGGUGGCUCAGACAAGAAACCUCAUUCACGCGGAGAAGCACCUGGGUUUCACACACGGGUGA